AGUGACCAGCUUCCAUUUUUCACCGUCGUAUUUCCCCCUUCAGGGAGCGUCUUAAUUGUAGAUGUUGAUUAUAGAUCAACUUUAAUAACCAAUACUUUUUUUUUCCUUUUUUUAUUUUGAUAUCCUUUUCUUUUUCUUAUUCGCAAGGCGUCCGUGCUUGUCUACCUGUUCUCUCUAUUAUUUGUUGUUCUCUCCCAUGGAAACCCUUAGAUGGGUUAGGCCCGAGCGCCUCUAUCCCAAGUCUCCACCCGAACAAUGGAAAACAUUGGCGCUAAUUAAUUUGGCUUGCCUUAGUGGCAUGUCAUCAGCCCCUACUUUUGAGGUCCCCCGUGGUAGGGGACAAUCUGAAUCUGAUAUCCACGACGCCAUGUUAUUGGUGGUCACACCUGUCGGAACUCACAUGUUGGUGUUCGAUUCUAGUCCGCGAUUCUCCCCCAAAGGACAAAUUCUGGGCGUUUAAGCCUCAUCCUGUAGUCAUCCUAGCGAAAAAAGGGGAAGAAAAAAAAAAAAAGCUGCCCACACAGCCACCUUGGCUGUUACAGGUUGACUGUAAGAAUGAAGAACAGGCUGCAGCUGAACAGGGAACCCAGCUCAUCGGCAACAAGUGGGAUGUGAUACGGCAUACUCCUCCCGCUUUAGCCCUUGUGAUAUUCUUGGAGGCCCUGGCGGACCUCAUGAAAAGUUAACGACUAAUUACACCACACUCUAGUCUAGCUCUCUCUCAUAGUGGCCUAUCUUACAAUGCACUGCCGCGUGCCCUGGUCGGCGCCACAACGCCUGGCCCAUAAUGAACAACCAAGUUGGAAGCACAGGCGAUGGCGGUUACGCCGUCGGCCACCUUAUGGAGUGCCUAUGGUGGACUAACGUUACAGGGAGUGGGUCGCAGGAAGAUGCGGUGCGUGAGAGGCCCGCGAGGACUGAUACCUAGAUUCGAAGGGGAGAGCCCCGAACUCCUUGGUAGUCUGGGCGACUGGAUUGUAAGUUCCCACCCACUCUCUGUCCAGGCUGAGUAACGAAAACUGCCUCUUCUGUACGCAUCUGC
Aspergillus alliaceus is the source of this 1042-nucleotide messenger RNA. RefSeq lists its product as uncharacterized. The record is from RefSeq and is a predicted model, not a curated record. The coding region runs from base 197 to 460 and encodes 87 amino acids. The transcript is spliced from 2 exons. Lineage: Eukaryota; Fungi; Ascomycota; Eurotiomycetes; Eurotiales; Aspergillaceae.